Parascedosporium putredinis is the source of this 1386-nucleotide messenger RNA. The record is from the annotation of a GenBank genome assembly. NCBI's taxonomy places the organism in Eukaryota, Fungi, Ascomycota, Sordariomycetes, Microascales, Microascaceae.
AUGCGCGCCUAUCAAUCCCAGUUCUACUCAUUCCUCCACUCAGAAUCGGCCGCCAACGAGUACAAGUACAUUGCGCCAUUGGUGUCGUUCAAGGUCCGCAUCAACCUCGGUAUGCCCGUCAUCAUCCUCGUCGUCUUCGUCCUUACGCGAUCUCCGCCCGAGACGAAUCCGAUUCCAAACAUCUACUCCUACACGGAUAACAGGCCGCCUCGCCCCAUCACGGACCUCUUCCAUUCUAAACCGUCUACGGAAGCCGCCUGGCUCGACGAGCUUGCCGACAAGCACGUCAUCUCCAAGGAUGUUCGGUACUACUCGGUGCGCAUAAAACCGCACCUCAACUCCUCGCGUCCGACCAUGUCCGACAUCGAGAGCAACUUUAUGCACAAUGGCUUUAGGGGGCAGGCCAGCAUCGAUGCGUCCCAGAUAUUGUUUGGCAUCUCAUCCUCGUACGAUAGAAUCACCCGCCAGGAUGGUGCCUUCAUCCUCGACUGGACCAGGUGGCUCACCGACGGGAAUGGCAGCAGCAAUGGUGCCUCGCUCAUCCUUACCUUGCGUCUCGGCACCGAGCACGAAGUUCGCACCAUUAAAAGAAGCUUCAGGAUCCCCACGAGGUACUUUGACCUGCUCGAGCAGCUUGAGCUCGGAAAAUCUGGAUCUGGCUUUCACAACUCGGGAGAGAAGCAGUACCUCGCUCUUGUUGAUGACGAUGUCUUCUUCCCGGAUAUGACGCAUCUGGUGGAGCGCCUGAAGAAAUACAACCCUGAAGAGGAGUAUUAUAUUGGUGCCCCAAGCGAGAGGGCCGACUGGGUCGCUGACCCUGAUCAGACGGUGACGUUUGGGGGUGAUCUACGGUCACUACUUUUCAACUACGAUCUCGGCAUCGCCCCUCUCGCUCUUCACCAAUCGCGCAACCGACACCUCCUCGAUCCCGGCAAGGCCACCGCCCUUCACCCCCACCUCAACCCGGCCACGUUUUUACAGCGCUACCGCUUCGCCGAUGACUGGGUCCUCGUCAACGGUCACACCCUGUCCCACUAUCCCGACGGCCAAGGAACUGCCUUCCUUGGUAGUGACGCUGUAUUCUCGCCCGAUUUUGAAGCCCGUGCGGCCGCCACCCUUCCGCUUAAUUCGAACCUCGCCGUCGAUGAUGAAGGCCGCGAUCCUCACAAUUGGAGCGUCACGACGUGGUCAGGUAGUCGCCGUAUCUGGAAGUUUAUUGACUCGAGAAGCGACGCUUCAAAUGGUGAGGUAUGGCAGGCCUACGUGCGCAGGCGCGGUGAGCCUGGUGAAUAUACCGACAACCGCAGGAACGAGGACAAGGCCGGCACCGACUAUGUCGUCGUCCUCAUUUGGGAGUCCCUCCCAGGCGGCUCCGAUGAGAAUUAA